GUGGGAGGGGGCUCGGGUUCCGUCGGCGGAGAUCCAGGCACAGCAUGAGAAUGGCCCCUGCGUGGGGAAGAGCGCUCUCUGUCUUUUGUUCAUAACCUUCUCCUCCCUUCGCAGCCUUCGCCCACCUCCAUCAUGGACCUCGCCGGCAACGGCUCCAGCUUCCAGUCGGAUCUGGAUUUCUGUCCGGAUUGCGGCUCAGUCCUGCCUCUGCCAGGCACCCAGGAUGCAGUCACCUGUACCCGCUGCGGCUUCUCCAUCCACGUGCGAGACUUGGAGGGGAAGGUGGUGAGGACCGCAGUCGUGUUCCACAAGCUGGGCACAGCCACACCCGUGUCGAUGGAGGCCAGCCCCGAGCUCCAGGGGCCCGUGGUGGACAGGCGCUGCGCCCGCUGCGGUCACGAGGGGAUGGCUUACCGCACCCGGCAGAUGCGCUCCGCCGACGAGGGCCAGACCGUCUUCUACACCUGCACCCGCUGCAAGUUCCAGGAGAAGGAAGACUCUUGAUUUUCCUUUUUUUUCCUGGGCGACUCAACAAUCCCUCCCCCCUCCUCUUCCUUGGGAGGUGAAGGAUAUUGGUUCCUAGAUCCUUGUCCAUCCCCUGGUUGCAGUUUUGCUCCCUGAGAGGCACAUCACCAGGUGGGGAGCACUGUUGUCCCCAGGUUGCUCCUAUUCCUAGUUGAGUUUUCCUAUUAAAGCUAUGUUUUUCAAUAAGA
This is a messenger RNA of Myotis davidii, 713 nucleotides long. It is a transcript of the gene POLR1H, whose product is annotated as zinc ribbon domain containing 1. Gene Ontology annotation, molecular function: DNA-directed RNA polymerase activity; nucleic acid binding; zinc ion binding. The transcript has 4 exons. Gene Ontology annotation, cellular component: RNA polymerase I complex. The record is from RefSeq and is a predicted model, not a curated record. The coding region runs from base 133 to 504 and encodes 123 amino acids. NCBI's taxonomy places the organism in Eukaryota, Metazoa, Chordata, Mammalia, Chiroptera, Vespertilionidae. Gene Ontology annotation, biological process: DNA-templated transcription; termination of RNA polymerase I transcription.